AAUGGAGGACUAGAUUUGAAUAUCCCGCUCUGGCAGCCUACUCACUCACUGCUCCGACGGAGGAGGAGACUCAACAACACUCCGCCGUCAUCUAGAUCCAGCUCAGUGUGUCAGCGAGCUGCUGACUAGAGUCACUGAGAGCGAACUAUUAGCACUAAAACAACAUUUAACAAGCAAAUACCAAGCUUUCAUUCACUGCUACUAACCCACACAGGAGAAGAAGCAGUGUCGAGCAUUUUUAUCCAGUUUUCUCCUCUUUUUUUCCUCCAUGGAGUCGUGUUUCUUGGAGAACUAGAGAGCGGGCAGAGCUGCUCAGUGACGCCGGGAUGAGUGUGAGCACGGCGGGCAGCGGAGCGGGCAGCACCGCGGGGUCCUGCCGGUUCGCUCACUACUUCGCUAUCUGCGGGAUAGACACAGAAACUGGACUGGAACCGGACGAACUAGCAGCUUUGUACCGAUGGCUAGAAGCAGACCGCCAAGGCAGGGAUCCAGAUGCUGCAGCCACAGGUGAAAACUUUGAGCAGAGCCCCCUGAAGAGGACGUUCAAGUCCAAAGUUCUGGCACGCUACCCCGAGAACGUGGAGUGGAACCCUUUCGACCAGGAUGCCGUCAACAUGCUGUGUAUGCCUAAAGGCCUGUCGUUCAGGACGCAGAUGGACCAGCGUGAUCCACAGUUCCACUCCUUCAUCAUCACCAAGGAGGACGGCUCUCGGACCUACGGCUUUGUCCACACCUUCUACGAGGAGGUGACCAGCCCGCAGAUCUGUUCCGCCAUGCAGACCCUCUACCAGAUGCACAACGCAGAGAGCGCCACCGCCAACACCCCUUCCUCCUCCUCCUCCUCUUCAUCCUCCUCCAGCAUGGACUCUCUGGCCAGCAGUGUAGACGAGGCCGACUCCCCCGCUUCCUCAUCGUCCUCCUCGUCCCGCAGGGCGGGUGGCUACGACUCGUCGCGGGACACCCUCUACGUGUCCAAGGCCUUGUGUCUGAUUGCGCCCAUGCCCUUCAUGCACGCCUGCCGCCGCUUCCUGUCGCAGCUGCACAGGGCCGUCACCGCGGCCACCGCCCCCCCGCUGCCGCUGGAGAGUUACGUUCACAACAUCCUGUACGAGGUGCCGCUACCCGCCCCGGGACGCUCACUCAAGUUCCACGGCGUGUACGAGCCCAUCGUGUGCCAGAGGCCCGGACUAGGGGAGCUGCAGCUGGCUGACUUCCCCCUCGCAGAGACCUUCAGUCAGCUGGGAGUGGAGAACCUGGUCCAGGUGUUCACUUGCACCAUGCUGGAGAUGCAGAUCCUCCUCUACUCACACGACUACCAGCGGUUGAUGACGGUGGCCGAGGGCAUCACCACGCUGCUGUUUCCCUUCCAGUGGCAACACGUCUACGUUCCCAUCCUGCCGGCCUCUCUGCUCCACUUCCUGGACGCUCCUGUCCCCUACCUGAUGGGCCUGCAGUCCAAAGACGGCGCCGACCGCUCCAAACUGGAGCUUCCUCAGGAGGCCAACCUGUGUUUCGUGGACAUUGACAACCACUACAUCGAGCUUCCAGAGGACUUUCCCCAGUUCCCCAAUAAGACCGAGUUCAUUCAGGAGCUCAGCGAGGUGCUGCUCAGCUUCGGCAUUUCUGCAAACACAGGAGCCCCGCCACGGACCCGCAGCAGUCCCGGUAGCGCUCCAGGCAGCGCUCCCGGCAGCACCCCUUCCACCCCCGGCAGGGAGCGUAAGACGGUAGCUCUCCGGCAGCUGGAGGACGACGGGCGUAACGGCAACCUCGCGAGGGAGGAGCUGGCCGUGCUGGAGCUGCUGCAGGGCAACGCCACGCUGGAGAGACUGCAGGCGCUGACCAAACGCACCGGGGUGACGGUGGCCCGCGUGGACGCCCUGAGGGCCGGAGUGAAAGCUCAGGUCACCGAGGGGCAAGGGGGCCGGUCGGCGGCCGAAGAGGAGGAGCUGAGGAACGCCAAGCUGAACGUCCAGCUGAGGGAGGUGUUCGCCGGCCGCUUCACCACCAUGUUUGCAGACUACGAAGCCUUCGUCAUCCAGAGCGCCCCGGACCUGGAGUCCUGGCUCACCAACAGGGAGCAGAUGCACAACUUUGACAAGGCCUCGUUCCUGUCCGACCAGCCGGAGCCCUACCUGCCCUUCCUCUCCCACUUCAUCGAGACGCAGAUGUUCGCCACCUUCAUCGACAACAAGAUCAUGUCCCAGUGGGAGGAGAAGGAGCCGCUGCUCCGCGUCUUUGACGCUCGCAUCGACAAGGCCCGCCUCUACAACGUCCGCGCUCCCAGCCUCCGAUCCUCCUGCUACCAGAGGUGCUCCAUCCUCAAGGAGUCCGCUCAGGCCAUCGAGCAGCGGCUGAUGAAGAUCGACCACACCGCCAUCCACCCGCACCUGCUGGACAUGAAGAUCGGUCAGGGCAAAUACGAGCAGGGGUUCUUCCCCAAACUGCAGGCCGACGUGCUCAACACGGGGCCGACCAACAACAAGUGGUCUCACAGGACGGCGACAACUCAGCGAAGGAAAGACCGUCAUCGACAACAAACGGAGCAUCUGGGACUCGACAACGACCUGAAAGAGCAGGUGGAGGGCUGUCUGGUCCUGCAGAACUCCAUGGCGUUUUGGGAGUGGGACAAAGCGUCCCCUCCACCUAUCAAACCGCCUAAAAAAUCUGCCUCUGCGUCCUGCCUGAAAUACAUGCAGGAGGCCCGCAGCCUGGGGAAGAACCUCCGGCAGCCCAAACUGUCCGAUCUGUCUCCGGCCGUCAUCGCCCAGACCAACUGGAAGUUUGUGGAGGGGCUGCUCAAGGAGUGUCGCAUGAAGACCAAGCGUAUGCUGGUGGAGAAGAUGGGCCGGGAGGCGGUGGAGCUCGGCCACGGUGAGGCCAACAUCACGGGACUGGAGGAGAACACUCUGAUCGCCAGUCUGUGUGACCUGCUGGAGAGGAUCUGGAGCCACGGACUGCAGGUCAAACAGGGAAAGUCGGCCUUGUGGUCUCAUCAGCUGCACUACCAGGCCCGAGAGGAGAAGCUGGAGCAGCAGCAGGCAGAGUCACCAGUGUCACAUGUUCCUGAGAGGAGGAAGUCAGACUGUUCCAUAGCGAUGCCGUCGCUACGUGUGUCUCUCAUACAGGACAUGAGGCACAUCCAGAGUAUGUCCGAGAUAAAGACAGACGUGGGACGAGCCAGAGCCUGGAUCCGCCUGUCCCUGGAGAAGAAGCUGCUCUCUCAACACCUCAAACAGCUGCUGUCCCGACAAGCCUUAACCAAGAAGCUGUACAAACGUUACGCCUUCCUGCGCUGCGAGGAGGAGAAGGAGCAGUUCCUCUUCCACCUGCUCUCUCUCAACACCGUCGACUACUUCUGCUUCACCAGCGUCUUCACCACCAUCAUGAUCCCGUAUCGAGUCGUCAUCAUCCCCAUCAAGAAGCUGAGCAAUGCCAUGACCACCUCCAACCCCUGGGUGUGCGUGUCAGGUGAGCUGGGAGACUCGGGCAUCAUGCAGAUCCCCAAGAACGUCCUGGAGAUGACCUUCGAUUCUGCUUUCAGGGCUCAUACGCACAUCUCCGCCUUGUUCAAGUGUCAGAACCUGGGGAAGCUGACCACGGUGCAGCUGGGUCAUGAUAACGCCGGCCUCCUGGCGAAGUGGCUGGUGGACUGCGUCAUGGUGCGCAAUGAGAUCACAGGACACACCUACAGGUUUCCGUGCGGUCGGUGGCUCGGUAAGGGCGUGGACGACGGCAGUCUGGAGAGGGUCCUGAUCGGUGAGCUGGCGGUGCCCAGCGGAGAGGAGGAUUCUGGGAGAGGCUGUCGUACACCCCCGCUGCAGCGCUCGCCAUCCCAGACCAGACGCAUCAGCAUCACGUCGCUGUCCGGACGAGGCUACAAACCGACUUCAGCCCAAAUCCAAGAGGCCAUCGGGGAGGCUGUGAACAACAUCUGCAAACACUUCCACAAGCCAGAGAAAGAGAGAGGCAGCCUGACCGUCCUGCUGUGUGGAGAGAGCAGCUUGGUGGCAGCUCUGGAACAGUUCUUCCAUCACGGCUUCAAGUCUGCCCGGCUCUUCCAGAAGACUGUGUUUGUGUGGGACUUUGUGGAGAAGGCUGUUGCCUACAUGGAGUCAGCUGACCAGAUGGGAGACCUUCAGGAGACCGCGGAGCCCCUGGGAAUGACCUGUCAAUCACUCUGUCGCUACGUUAACGCCAUCAACUCCACCCCCAGGAACAUCGGGAAGGAUGGGAAGUUCCAGCUGCUGGUCUGCCUCGGAGCCAGAGACCGGCUGCUGCCUCAGUGGCUCCCCCUGCUGGUGGAGUGUCCGGUGAUCCUGCGGAUGUAUGAGGACACGGCCCUGCUCAGAGACCGCACCACUGUCAACGCCCUCAUCGGAGUCCUGGAGACGCUCCACGACUUCCCCAUCACACUGGAAGCCUCGCUGGUCAAAGGCAUCGACCUCUAGCCCCACGAGGGGAAGGAGGACGAAGUGAGGGACAAGAAAUGAAAACGGGAAGAGACUUUUGGUUACCAAAGCAAAAAAAAAGGUUCCACCGCUUCACGUUGAGAGGUCGGGGCUUUGGAUGCAGUAUUAUUACCCCACUCUGAAAGACCCUUUUUAAUUCCAUUACAGCCAGUGCUUCAUCAUGUUCUACUUCAUGAACUACAAAUCCCAAUUACUUGACAUUACUGUGUACAAUUUUCCAAAACAUACCGUUCGUUUCAGGUUUCCAGGCAGCCACUCGUUACACUUUUUUUCAGUAAACUCAAAAUCUACUUGAAGAAACGUAAAGUUUGUAUUUUACAUUUUUCUUAUUGAUAACAAAUUUCAUGAGCCAACAAUGCGUUAGUGUCUCAAUACUUUUUUUGCUCUCAGCUCUAAGCCCAUUGGUUCCUACCGAGGAGGUAAAUCUUUAAUAACACCUCACAAAUAUAUAGUUUUAUUUGUUUUAAAGCUCAGUAAUUUCCUAAAACAGCUGGUGACUUUAGUUUUUAUCAAACGUUACUGAAACUGGAGGAUAUAGUGCAUCUGUUGGGGACUAUUUUAAGCGGUGGAUUAAUCCAGAUUUGGUGCUCUAUGAGCCGUAUUAGUGGCACCAGGACGGCCACAAAUAUAAAAUAUCACCAGACUUAUUCUUUAAAACACACCAAUGUGUAAUGCUAAUGUAAUUUAACAGCUUUCUAAAGUUUCUGCAAGUUGAUUUUCACAGUUUUACUGAGAUGAAUUGAGAAAGUUUCUGCCUGGAGGGAAGAAAAUCAAACAAAAAACUGACUGACAGUAAUAUACACUGAUAUACACUGAUAUACGGGGUGAAAGCAAAACCACUGGUGUGUUUCUUUACAUGUUCGUAGCCUAGCCCGCCUCCGGGAGGUACAACUAGAUAUAAACUGUGAUAGAUUCACUUCCUCGCCUGCAACCCUAGUUAGCGUUAGCAUGCCUACGGGAUGUAGAAAGAAGAGACGACCUCAGGAAGAGACUGAGCGAUCACUGACACACUGGAACGAGGAUUAUGACACACAGAUGGUGAUGAAGUUGUGUUCUGACGAGGACGAGGACUACCUACCUGGUGUUGAGGAGUCACCAGCUCUCCAUGCCUCUCUUAUCUCUUUUAGUUCGCUGGACUUGUGUUGGGCAUUUCCUCUGCUUUGGAUGAACACAAAGAAACUGAUCUCAGAGAUGUGGCUCAGAGUCAGGAGCUGAACCUGUGGCUGCAUGGACAUUCCUACCCAACUGAGUGUGUGUGUCAUAUUUCAAGGACGUAUGUGCUGUGGUGCAUGUGUGUUUAUGUCUUCCAACUCAAUGUUUUCAAAGUGGUUUCUGCAGAUGUGUGUGAUUAAUUUAUCAUUUUCUAACAGUUUUACCAGAUCAUCACUUUAAUAACGGCUAAAAUAAUCUAAAGUCCUCUUACUUACAAGAAAGCAAAAUGUUCCUUUAUCUAAAUGAAUGUAGUAAUCACUGGAAUAGAAACAUGUUGAGUGAUUCCUUCCAUAGAUCUUAUUUCACUAUUAUAAUGCACCGUUCAUGUCACACUGAACAACAGGUU
This is a messenger RNA of Sebastes umbrosus (honeycomb rockfish), 6030 nucleotides long. RefSeq names its product DENN/MADD domain containing 5B (gene dennd5b). Gene Ontology annotation, molecular function: guanyl-nucleotide exchange factor activity; small GTPase binding. Lineage: Eukaryota; Metazoa; Chordata; Actinopteri; Perciformes; Sebastidae. The record is from RefSeq and is a predicted model, not a curated record. Bases 327 to 4451 code for a protein of 1374 amino acids. The transcript has 24 exons.